This is a messenger RNA of Rosa chinensis, 1562 nucleotides long. RefSeq names its product probable protein phosphatase 2C 59. Gene Ontology annotation, molecular function: protein serine/threonine phosphatase activity; cation binding. The coding region runs from base 282 to 1160 and encodes 292 amino acids. The record is from RefSeq and is a predicted model, not a curated record. The transcript is spliced from 10 exons. Lineage: Eukaryota; Viridiplantae; Streptophyta; Magnoliopsida; Rosales; Rosaceae. Gene Ontology annotation, cellular component: nucleus; cytosol. Gene Ontology annotation, biological process: protein dephosphorylation.
GUUGCCAAACUGAAACCAAAAAUAGCAGAGAAUCCGCUUUGGCUUCUCUCACUCCGUCUCGUCCUUUUCUUCGCUUUGGAACAAACCUUUAAUUUCUCGCCCUGUCUCUCUUCACUCCUCCUUUUAUUUUCUCUUCUAUGCGCCUCUCCCCUUCGGGUCAAACUCUCAGUAAUUUAUGAAAUCAGAGAUGAUCCUUAGCAAUUGCAGUAGCCCUAUUAUUUCAGUUUCUCAUUCUGGCAAAAGAAAUAACGAGUGGGCAAUUUCAACAUUCCAGCAAUAACAUGGGUUAUCUCAAUUCCGUUUUGUCAUCUUCAAGCCAGGUUCAUGCUGACGACGCACCCGUAAGCGGUGGUGGCCUCAGUCAGAAUGGAAAGUUCAGCUAUGGAUAUGCAAGUUCUCCGGGAAAAAGAUCUUCUAUGGAAGAUUUUUAUGAGACAAGAAUCGAUGGUGUUGAGGGAGAAAUAGUUGGUCUCUUCGGAGUUUUUGAUGGUCAUGGUGGUGCACGUGCUGCGGAAUAUGUCAAGCAAAAUCUGUUUAGUAAUUUGAUCAGGCAUCCAAAGUUUAUUUCUGACACCAAAUCUGCCAUAGCUGAUGCAUACAGCCAUACAGACUCUGAAUUCCUGAAGUCAGAAAAUAACCAGAAUAGAGAUGCUGGGUCAACCGCUUCCACUGCUAUCCUAGUUGGUGACCGUUUGCUUGUCGCAAACGUUGGGGAUUCCAGAGCAGUGAUAUGCAGGGGUGGUAAUGCAAUAGCUGUUUCAAGAGAUCACAAGCCGGACCAAACUGAUGAGCGGCAACGGAUUGAGGAUGCAGGAGGAUUUGUAAUGUGGGCAGGAACUUGGAGAGUUGGAGGUGUUCUUGCUGUUUCUCGUGCAUUUGGAGAUAGGCUGUUGAAGCAGUAUGUUGUUGCUGAUCCAGAAAUCCAGGAGGAAAAGAUUGACAACAGUCUUGAGUUUCUUAUCCUUGCAAGUGAUGGACUGUGGGAUGUUGUCACCAAUGAGGAAGCCGUUGCAAUGAUCAAACCAAUUCAGGACCCAAAACAGGCAUCAGAGAGGCUAAUGCAGGAAGCAUAUCAGAGAGGAAGUGCUGAUAAUAUUACUUGCGUUGUUGUCCGUUUCUUGGCUAAUCCAGGCGGUUCAUCACGAAGCAGUUCUGGCUAAGCACCUUAUCCAGCUCAGAUCAAGGGCUUUGAUUCCUUCAGACUGGUAGGUGGGCUUUGAUUCCUUCAGACUGGUAGGUGGGCUGCAAUAAAAGAAUUCAGUGGUGAUAGUCAUAGAAAAUCUAUGGUAGCAUUGUACUUUUACAAGGAUAGAGACUGCUUAUGUUUAUUACUUGUCCUCAGCCUCUAGCAUAGAAAGACCAUGUGAGUUUAGUGCUUGUAUUUUGGGGUGGUAAGUGUAGUAGAAAUGUUUUAUCUGUUUGUAAAGUGUAUUCUCAUUUCAUUUGCUGUAAAUCCCGUGCUAAUUGUUAAACUCUGUACGGAAGGAUAAUAUGUCCCAAGAUACUUUUGUUAUAACCGCUAAGUUUUACGUUGUAAUGUCAUGAUCAAAAUUGUUAAUUUU